Molecule: messenger RNA, 2885 nt
Organism: Scomber japonicus (chub mackerel)
Lineage: Eukaryota; Metazoa; Chordata; Actinopteri; Scombriformes; Scombridae
Gene: elapor2a
Product: endosome-lysosome associated apoptosis and autophagy regulator family member 2a
Exons: 20
Coding region: 25-2787 (920 amino acids)
Biological process (GO): positive regulation of BMP signaling pathway
Source: RefSeq, a predicted model, not a curated record
UGUGAGGCUGGGGAAUUCCUGGAGAUGUCGGCUCAGGAGUGUACUCGGUGUGCAGCGGGAAGCUACUCCCUUGGCAGCGGCAUCCGCUUUGACCAAUGGGAUUCUAUGCCUACUGGAUUCAGUAGCCUGGCAACCUCCCUAGAGAACAGUCCCCGUGGAGAUGAUAGCCUCACCUGCAACAGCUCUUCCUGGGUGCCUCAGGGAAACUACCUGGAGUCGAACAGGGAUGAAUGCACGGUCUCUCUCAUCUAUGCCGUCCACCUUAAGAAGCAGGGAUCUGUCAGCUUUGAGUACCAGUAUCCAGACAACAACCUGUUAUUUGAAUUCUUUAUCCAGAAUGAUCAAUGUCAGGAGAUGGAUCAGACUGCGGAUACGAAGUGGCUCAAGCUCACCAAUCAUGGUGAAUGGGCAACCCAUAUGGUGAACCUGAAAUCUGGUACCAACAUCCUGUAUUGGAGGACUGGUGGUGUUCUGAUGGGGAGCAAAGUGGUCAAGCCUGUUUUGCUGAAAAAUGUCCAGAUAGAAGGAGUUGCCUAUACUUCAGAAUGUUUCCCAUGUAAGCCGGGAACAUUCAGCCGUGUCCCAGGCUCCUCCACGUGUGAAUCCUGUCCUCGGGACACCUUUUCUAGCCAUGGUGCCAGCUCCUGCACCCCUUGUAACACCACCACUCACUAUGCAGCUGACGGAUCAGAUGUGUGUAAGGAAAGACCUCCAUGUUCCAGGAAAGACUACUUCCAGAUCCACACAGCUUGUGAUCAUGAGGGAAAGACCCAGGAAAUAUAUAAGUGGAUGGAGCCAAAGAUCUGUCUUGAGGGUGUGACUGGAGCAGAGACGUUGCCUCCAAGUGGAGAACGAGAACCCUGCCCCCCCUGUAACCCCGGUUUCUAUAACAAUGACACAGCCACCUGCUCACCCUGUCCACCUGGGACCUAUUCUGAUGGGAUGAAACCAUGUAAGCCGUGUCCAGCUGGCACUGAGCCCACCUUGGGUUACGAGUAUAAAUGGUGGAAUGUUCUUCCUGCAAACAUGAAGACCUCCUGUUUCAAUGUGGGCAACUCCAAAUGUGACAGUAUGAACGGCUGGGAGGCGGCUGGUGAUCAUAUCCAAACUGGAGCAGGAAGCUCGGAUAAUGAUUACCUCAUCCUCAACAUCCAUGUUCCUGGCUUCAAGCUCCCUACGUCAAUGUCAAGCCACUCAGGGACAGAGUUUGGACGCAUCACAUUUGAAUUUGAAACUUUGUGCACAGCUGACUGUGAGCUCUACUUUAUGAUGGAUGUAAACAGGAAGAGUACCACAGUGGUGGAGUCAUGGGAGAAAACCAAAACAAGACAGUCCUACACGCAUAUCAUGACAAAGAACGCCUCCCUUUCCUACACAUGGGCUUUCCAGAGGACUAACCAACCUUCAGAUGUGCGUCGAUAUGUUAAUGAUGUGGCACGAAUCUACUCCAUAUCAGUGAGUAACGCUGUAGAUGGAGUGUCGUCUGAAUGCCGAGCUUGUGCCCUCAGCACCCAGCCGUCCAGCUCUAUGUGUGUGCCGUGUCCACCUGGACAUUACAUAGACUCACGCACCAGCCAGUGUAUGGAGUGUCCUCAAAACACACACCUCAUCUCUCACGCCACACCAGGUCUAGAUGCCUGCAGACCCUGUGGACCAGCCAGCAACAGCGACAAGGAUCACAGUUUAUGUUACAGUGACUGUCACUUCACCCACACAGACGGCAAUGUCACUCUGACUUAUGACUUCAGCCCCCUUGGGUCUGUAGGGUUACUGAUGAACGGUCCAAGCUUCACCUCCAAAGGAACCAAGUACUACCACCAGUUCAAUAUCAGCCUGUGUGGAGGACAGGUGAAAAGAUGGAAAUUAUGCAUAGACAACGUAACAGACCUAUCCAUCACCGACUCUCAGAGAGAGAAAGGCGAAGGAGCUAGUGCUGUCAAGACCUUCAUCUGUCAGUCAACAAUAAUCCCAGCUAGUGGACGAGGCUUCCACACAGCACUCUCCUCGCAGUCCAUUAACUUGGCUGAGACAUUUCUUGGAGCAACAGUAGAAAAUACACUUGAUGGAAUAAGGGCAAGAACAGAGCUGUUCCCCCAGACCUCCAAGAAUGUCCCUGAUGUCAACUUCUACUACCGGUCCUUGGAGGCGACCGCGUCUUGUGAGUCAGGUCGAAGCGCAGUGGUGACACUUCGCUGUAACCCAGAGAAGAGCACUAAAGGGGAGCUCUCAGUGCCCAGUCAGUGCCCAGCAGGAACGUGUGAUGGCUGCACCUUUCAUUUCUUAUGGGAGAGCUCAGGAGCCUGUCCUACAUGCACAGAGAGGGAUUACCAUUGGAUAGAGGGAGCCUGCAAGGGAGGACACCAGGAAAUGCUGUAUGUGUGGACUGAACCGAAGCUGUGUAUGGGAGGUGUGUCCUUGCCUGAAAAGAAAACCAUGCCAUGUGAGGGUAUGGAGUUCUGGGUACGGCUUGGUGCGGGGCUGGGAGCUUUCACAGCAGUGCUGCUUGUCUCCCUCACCUGCUACUUUUGGAAAAAGAACAAACGGUUGGAAUAUAAGUACUCCCGGUUGGUGAUGUCUGCCAACAAGGAGUGUGAGAUGCCAGGAGCUGACAGCUGUGCUGUAAUGGAGGGAGAGAACGAGGGAGACAUGGAGGAUGAAGUUGUGUACACGAAACCUUCUCUACUUGGCAAACUCAAAGCCAUAGCAUCGAAGGUGAGAGGAAAUGGAGAGAACUACGAAAACAUGCAGCUCAACUCAUCCCAUUCGAAAGCACUGGUGUGGAGCUAGAGCAAUGGUGACGUCAAUGAGAGUGAGGGGAGAGACCAGACCCUCGAGACUUUCCACCGAAGACCCCUUUAACCAGUGACCCCCUUUAUGAUCUUUGG